This is a messenger RNA of Penicillium argentinense, 2352 nucleotides long. RefSeq lists its product as uncharacterized. The annotation marks the transcript as partial. Gene Ontology annotation, molecular function: protein binding. The record is from RefSeq and is a predicted model, not a curated record. The transcript has 2 exons. Lineage: Eukaryota; Fungi; Ascomycota; Eurotiomycetes; Eurotiales; Aspergillaceae.
GAUUCUUCUCUCCGCGUUCGACGGAAGGCUGCGCCUACGUCGCUGAGUGUUGAGAACCAUGAGCGAUUUUACCCCGACAAGACAUUCAUUCAACGACGGUUCUCCAACUCGACCGAUUUUGAUGACACUGAUAUUGAAACAAGCGACUCGGACGAAGAGUCCCUUCGGCAAAGCCUCCAGUCGUUCGCCUAUGAUAGCAAUACCUCGAUCUCCACACCAGAUCUCCCCAAUCCGGAACAUGUUUCCAAAAACCGCGUCCACACCCAUCUGGACAAGUCCAUGGUGCGAGGCCCUGAGGGCCCUCACCUCUUCCGGGACUCUCUUGGCUCAUCCAUCUACGAGCCAUCUACCGCCGAGAUAGACCUCUACUUCGAACGAUCUCCCUUGCAGUCGGAAUUCUCUCGCUCGAUCGAUACGCCACGACGCUUCCCUUUCUCGCCCAAGACCCCCAAGGCUUUGACAACGGUACAUCCCGAUGUGUCACACGUGAGCGAGGAGGAGAUCAGAGCCUGGAAGCCGAAUCAGGUGGCGCACUGGCUCCACAUUGCUGGAUACAAUGAUGCAGUCAUUGAGAAGUUUCUGAUUAAUGAUAUCACUGGCACUGUCCUGCUUAGCAUUCAGUCCGAUGACCUGAAAGAGUUGAGCAUCCACUCCUUUGGCAUGCGCCACCAAAUCAUGGCGUCGAUCGAUCACUUGAAAAACACCAUGGCAACGGUACCCCCAGUGCCCCCAACACCCGAGUCUUUCAUGACACAAUCGAUCCAGCAGAAAUCUUCCAUCGGUCGUUCAUCGCCCGAACACUCUUUCCCGAAGGAACAUUCCUUGCCGGAGGAACGGCAUACGCCUCGACGGCACUCGUAUGCCAUGUCGGUUUCUCCAAACGGCGAGAUCCUUUCCAACCAUGUCUUCGGGAACCAAAUCACCCCGGGGGAGUCCGUCUCAAUUGUUGGCAUUGAACAGCGCCUGCCUAAGCCUCACAAUUGUUCUCGGGGUGAAAAAUGCUCCAAAUUCAGAAAAUACCAGCGCCAUUUGGAGCAGAUAUUUGCUGAACACCCAAACGCGGUCCUUCAUGAUGGUAUGAUCAUAAUCGGCAGCCCAGGUAACCCUGAGACUGCACGAGAUCUGCUGCGCCCCAAAUCCAACAGCGAACCCUCAGUCGUGGCCUCCUCGGACAUUUUCGGCCCAGCCCCCGGGCCUAUGCUCUCUGAGAAAGCUCUCAAUGGAGUGGAGAAGCUUGAUCCUCAAGAAACCAUACGAAACUUCCUGAACUAUCAACAUGUUGAUGCUCAGCCCAUGGCUCCUCCCUUGUUAGAUACGUCGAAUCUGCCUCCCCCCGAGGAGCCCUUCGCUGGUCUGACUCCUCCCAACGCGCAGCCUAGUGGCAUGGCUACAAAUCUGCGCAAUCUUCCCAAGUUGACCAUCCCAGUCAGCCCCAACACGGAGGAGAUGACAACUGCUGUGACAUCCAACCGGUCGAUGACACCUACUCACGUCUCGCAGGCAUAUGGGUCCCCGACGGCAGUGCAGCAAUAUGGUCCCUUCACUCAAGCUCGAAACAUCGAUGUCUACCGUCAGGGUACACCCUUCACGGAGGUCGAUGUUCCAGUCACUGCCAUUCCCAAUGGGCCAAUCGCACGCGAUGCAUCUCAGUCUGUCCCUCCGGACAUGCAGUAUGGUACUCUGUUCCCACCAUACCGGGACCCCCUUAUGCGCAGUGCCUCCACUCGUCCGCAGCAGAACAGCCAGCCUCUUCGUCGCGUUCGUGAAGACAAGCCUCUCACGCCGAUUGAGACUCCUGAGGACCUUAUUCGGAGCCCUCGUCAGCGUCCCCAUGGACACAGCUCCUCCCAAUCCUCGCUCUCAUCUGACCCAAAUGUCACCCACAGUGGCUAUCUGAAGCACAAGAAGAACCGUCUGUUCCGCCAUGAGUGGAAGGACGCUCAUGUUACCUUGCGCGACACAAAGGUUACUUUGCACGAGAGUGAGCAGGAUGCCCACCGCAUCUCGCGUGCGCUUGAUGUUAUCGAUGUGGAUGAUUACGCCGUCGCAUGCUCGUCGCUGGCAACCAGCUCCAAGGUCACUGCUGCAAUCAAACGCAACAUCCUGCGCAAGCAAAACCGGAUGCCCAAUGGGUCUGAGGGCGCUGCUUUCCAGUUCUCCUUUAUCCCUGCCCACAAAGAGGGAGACAGAAAGGCUCUGUUUGGCAAGAACGCUCUUCCAAGACACGAUUUUGUCGAUGACACUGCCGAGGGCCGCGGCGAGUGGGUGAGAAAGCUUUUGCUAGCCAAGGCUGAAAAAAGAGCCCGCGACAAUGGCGAGCAGAUGCUAAUUAACGGAUACAACGUUAUCUAA